AUGGAUGGAGCAUCCGGUCUGAAUUUACUAAUGAGCGAGUAUUUUUCCGGGGAUCCCAGAGAGAUAGUCUCAGCUGAUGAGUUUGAUGCUUUUAAUAGUGACGAAAGUGCAGAUGAGAGAGAGAUCCUGAAGAUGGAGGCUGCUCUAAAGCAGAAGAGGGAGUUACUCAUGAAGAAAAAAAUGGAGAAAAUUGCUGUACCAGAGGAUACACGUGUGAUGGUACCUGGAUCGCCCAAAAAAAACAAGAUCGAACAGCGACCUGCUUCAACCGCCUAUUUUGAGGAACGAAAGGCCGAGGAAGCCCUCAAGGAAAGGAUCAGGCAGGACUCGUUACAAAGACAGCAAAGUAAAGCCUCUUCGUUUGCGGAUAGAUUUAUUCAGAACAAGAACAUCAAAAUUAAAGAAACUCAGAAGCAAAAAGAGAUUAUGAUUAGCAGAGUGUACUCCUUUUCACCAGGUCAGAGCCUCGAGUCAGUGACUGAAACUGUUGACGAACGAGAAACGUACUCGGGCAUUAACAUAUCGAAGAGAUACGUGAAAGCGUCAGGAGUUGAUGAAGCCAUGAAGGGAAAAAAGAUCAUGAGAGUAGACAAGCUUCUCGCCGAGGUUUGUCCUCCCGACUACGUACAGCCUUCCUAUCCAAACUGGGUCUUAUUAGGAAUUGUGAUAUCCAAGGCUGAGGCCAAGAACACAUCCGACAACAAAUCGAGAUAUGUCACAAUCCACAUCUCCAAUUUCAAACAGAAAGUUGCUCUGGUUCUGAUGGGAAAGGCCGUUGAAAAAUACUUCAAGCUUAGAAUGGGUGAUGUGAUAGCUGUAUUGAAUCCUACGGUGUGGCCAUGGAAGGAGAAAAGUAUCACCAGUGGUGAAGUAAAAAGUGGCUUCAGUGUUUCUCUGAAGGAGGACUACGACAGCAUUUUGGAGAUUGGAAAAGCCAGAGAUUUUGCAUUUUGCUCCGCCAAAUCCAGAGACGGGGUCCAAUGCAAAACAGCAAUAGACACGAGCAGGACGGAUGUUUGCGAUUUCCACAGAGAACGCGUUCUAAAAAAGACCACAGCUAGACGAAUGGAGUUCAACACAACGUCAGGAGUGUUACCUCCAAAGAUGAACGGUCAGACACAGCAUAUGUAUAUGAGCACCUCUAAGAAAAAUGGAGGGUUGAAAGGUCAGCUCAUAGGGGAUUCUUUUCUCACUGGAACGACGUCAAGGGUAGUAUCUGCCAGUGACGACCCCAAUUCUGCAUUCUAUAGGGAAAACUAUCAGUCCUCCUCACUGAUCAGCGACGCAAAACGAGACCUUCGCAUAGCCCAAGCAAAGAAAAAAGAGAGGGAGCUGCAGAGAAAGCUCAUGGACAUGACUGGGGGUCAUUCAUUGAGAGACGAAAAUCUUGAAACCACAGAAGAACGGCAGCUAAAGGUCAAGGCCAAGAACGUUGCAUAUCCUUCGACUGCUCUCAACAAAAUCGGUUUCAAUCCAACACGCCGGGUGUUUGAUUCGCGAAAGUCAAAUAAAGGCAAACCCGAGUCCAAUAUAGUAUAUGAGUUAAAAAAGGAGAUCAGCACCACUAAGGUGCUGACACCGACUGAAGACGCCGUUCUGAAGAGAAAACAGAGCUGGAAACAGAGAAUGGCAGACCUAAAGCGUUCCAAACAGCCAAUAGUCAAGGCUCCAGUCAAAGAGGUAUUCAGCUCCGACGAUUCGGAUUUGGAAAUUGAGCCACCUGUUGAUCCAACUCAGCUUGCACAGUAUAUCAAAAUCACUGGUUCAUAG
Messenger RNA from Kuraishia capsulata CBS 1993, 1770 nucleotides. RefSeq lists its product as uncharacterized. Bases 1 to 1770 code for a protein of 589 amino acids. The record is from RefSeq and is a predicted model, not a curated record. The transcript has 2 exons. Gene Ontology annotation, cellular component: nucleus; replication fork protection complex. Gene Ontology annotation, molecular function: single-stranded DNA binding; DNA replication origin binding. Gene Ontology annotation, biological process: DNA replication initiation; DNA replication. Lineage: Eukaryota; Fungi; Ascomycota; Pichiomycetes; Pichiales; Pichiaceae.